UAGCCUCAAGGAGCCCACAAACAAAACGUCCCAGCUACAAGGGUCUUACACUGCCUCCUAAGAUCCAUAUAUAAACCAGCACACUAGAGCACAGAGAUAUAUAGAAGACUCAAGGGAAGAGUGACGUUUUACAUCCGUGGACUUGGAGUCUUCAGAGUUAACAGGUUUGUUUUGCUGAGACCUGAGGGCACUUGUUGGAGAAGAAUUUCUGAACUUUGCAGAACACAGCACAGCUUUUGAAAAGAAUGGCGCAACGACAGAACUCCGACAAAGACCCGACUAUUGAACUCUUCAUAAAGGCUGGCCAUGAUGGAGAGAACAUGGGCAACUGCCCCUUCUGCCAGAGGCUCUUCAUGGUCCUGUGGCUAAAAGGAGUCAAGUUCACCGUGACAACCGUCGACAUGAGGAAAAAACCAGCAGAGCUGAAGGAUUUGGCACCUGGGACCAACCCUCCGUUCCUCCUGUACAACGGCACCCUCAAGACGGACUUUAUCAAGAUCGAGGAGUUUCUGGAACAGACAUUGGCCCCUCCCAGGUAUCCACACCUUAGCCCACUCAGCAAAGAGUCCUUUGACGUGGGUGCUGACAUUUUCGCCAAGUUUUCCGCUUUCAUUAAGAAUAGACCAGCCAACAGUACUUUCCAUGAGAAGGCGCUGCUGCGGGAGUUCAAGCGUCUGGAUCUCUACCUGACCUCCCCCAUCCCUGAAGAGAUUAACCAAAACUCCAGAGAAAACAUCUUUGUCUCCAAGAGGAAGUUCCUGGAUGGCAACCAUCUCACCCUGGCAGACUGCAACCUGCUGCCCAAGCUGCAUGUCAUCAAGAUUGCUGCCAAGAAGUACUGUGACUUUGACAUCCCGGUCCAGUUCACUGGUGUAUGGAGGUACCUGAACAAUGCCUACGAGAGGGAGGAGUUCAGUCAGACCUGCCCCGCCAACAUCGAGAUCGAGAAGGCUUACCUGGACGUAGCCAAUAAGAGGCUGUAAACCUAUAAACAAUCUUUAGCCAACAAUUACACAACCAUUA
This is a messenger RNA of Oncorhynchus gorbuscha (pink salmon), 1023 nucleotides long. Its product is annotated as chloride intracellular channel protein 2-like. The coding region runs from base 246 to 983 and encodes 245 amino acids. The transcript has 6 exons. The record is from RefSeq and is a predicted model, not a curated record. Lineage: Eukaryota; Metazoa; Chordata; Actinopteri; Salmoniformes; Salmonidae. Gene Ontology annotation, molecular function: chloride channel activity. Gene Ontology annotation, biological process: negative regulation of ryanodine-sensitive calcium-release channel activity; chloride transmembrane transport.